AGUGUAAAUAAAUUAUUUCACUAAUGGGAGCUAAUUGUGAUCCCAUAAUUCUCCAUACAUGCCCCAACCAUAAAUUCACUGCUGAUUUAAAAUCCCCGAGAUUAGACUAAAUCAAUAAACACAAUUAAAUAAAUACUACGUGUACAGUUUUUUUAUUUGGCAAAAUAACGCAUCAUCGUCUAACCUUGUAAUUCAGUCCAAUAAUAUUUUGAUAUGAAGAUUUCAUUAAUUGAUUUAUAGCUUAUAUGAAACAACUAUGUGGAAAAACAAUCAAUUUAUGGAACUUUUGAUAAGAAUAAAGACAAUGAGGACACGGAGUCACGUAACAUCAUGGGGAUGUUUAGUUCUUGUGUGUUUGUUUCUUUUCAUCUGCUGGAUUAACAUGGUAAUCAAGCCACAUACAGGUCAAAUAAUAAAAGCGAGCAUCGAUGUUGAUAUUGGAUGCUGGAAUAAAGACUUCAGGAAGAUUAUUGGAAAAAAGUUUUUCCGCUGUCGUAAAGGUGUUACACCAUGGACUAGAGAUGAUGUCAUAAAGGAGUUAGAAGUAUUCAGAGAUGUUUAUGAUAAGCGUCCUGAGCAGAAUGUGUUUGGUACUGAAAUCAUGCAGCAGUUCACACUAUGGAUGAUUAUACGCCAACUUAACCCAUUGUACAUUAUUGAAAGUGGAGUGAACUUUGGACUCGGGACAUGGAUGUUAAGGCAGGCAGCCCCUCUUGCCAGACUCAUAAUGAUCGAUCCCCGUGAGACUGAUAGACUCCGUUAUAAAGACCUCAUGUAUAAUAGUGUCUACCUUCACGGAAUAUCACAUUUUAAAGAUUUCUCCCAGGUUAACUGGACUAAUUACAUCAACAACAGAGAGAAGACUCUAGUGUUCUUUGAUGACCAUCAGUCACAUUAUAAACGCCUUAAACAAGCCAAAGAUCUCGGUUUCAAACAUUUGGUAUUUGAUGACAAUGGCCACCCAACGAAGGGUGACGUGUAUUCUAUAAACCAUGCAUGUGAUGCUGGACGCUGUAUCACAGAUAGGAUAGCACCACAGUCUAAACAUACAAUUGUGAAGGACAACUUUGGUACAGCUGAAGAAGCCAUAACUGCUGAUGAUGCAUUAGAGAUGGCUCAGUACAUUCAUGACUCCAUUGAAAUAUACUAUCAGUUCCCUCCAUUGUGGCAUAUAUUCGACACAACCAGAGUACAAUAUUUGCUGCCACAUAAGAUAUCCUACAAGAUCAAUCCUAUCCCUUUGAUGAACUUGAAGCAGGCAAAGCUGUACCAGAAAAACUUUACUCAGAAACUAAACAUUGAUGAUUUAACUUCAUAUACAAAUAUGUGCUAUGUUAAAUUGAAAUAGAUAUUUGGAAAUGAAAUACUGUGAAAUCGGUUUAACCAGUAUUUGAACAUCUUUUAUAUUGAGAUAAUGGGCACUGUUCAUGUUUUAACAUCAAAUACUCAUUCAAUGACAUUCAGAAAUACUCAUUCAAUGACACAUAGUGCCAACAAUAAACUCCACAUUGCCUGCUUAAAUCAGCAUGGGGUAUAUUUGAACGCUUUUUAACACUUUUUAGCAGAUUUUAAUUAAGAGUUUUACUUUGUAGCUAGGCUUUUAAGGGUCAAUUAAACUUUUUAAAUAUACCAAUGGAAGCACAUAGUGUUCUGUAUGAUGUUUAUAUAAGUGUGCCUAUAUAAGCAGGUAAAUGUAAAUCUCUAUUUAGAAUGGGAUCAAUUGUACCUUUUUAUAUUAAAAAGCUUUAAUGUAUAAAUAUAUAAAUGUUAAUUUAAUCUGUGUUUACUCUCAUUUAUUGUUCAG
Messenger RNA from Owenia fusiformis, 1804 nucleotides. The record is from the annotation of a GenBank genome assembly. NCBI's taxonomy places the organism in Eukaryota, Metazoa, Annelida, Polychaeta, Sabellida, Oweniidae.